Messenger RNA from Aspergillus calidoustus, 1612 nucleotides. Lineage: Eukaryota; Fungi; Ascomycota; Eurotiomycetes; Eurotiales; Aspergillaceae. The record is from the annotation of a GenBank genome assembly.
CCAUGCUCGCACAGAUGGCGAUGGCAGCCUCACAUAGCGAAUUGAUCAAUCAGGCCUCAUUCCAAAUAUCGAUCGUAUGGAUCUAGAUUCCCAAUCCGCGCACCAGCUCCAAUUGAAUUCCCACAUCAGUAUCGCCGACGCAUGGCUGAAUCAUCGAUCGAGUGAUACAACUGCACAGUGGUAUGAUAUACUAGCUGUCCCUCUGUGGGCCGUCGGGCUGAAGGGGCUCUUCGGGUGUACGUCCGUAGUCAUUGUGACAAUGCGUGGGGUCUUUAUCUCGCACAUCUACGAAGCUCCCGUGUUUAUUAAUGCAGACGGAACCGCAACGGAGGAUCAGCGCUUUGCAGCCCACUCUUUCAACGUGCUUCGAGAUGGUGGGGACGGGGUUGAGGCCCACAACUCACUGAGCUACCUGAGGAGGAACGGAUAUUUUCACCCCGACUACAGUCCGGAGGUCUUUGUCAUAACCCCCUUCGAGCUUAAAGAGGGCCCAGACUUGGAGUAUCAGUAUGCCGCACGAGCCCAAUGGCUGGGGGGCCAAGCAGCAGACUAUAUCUAUGCAGGUCAGGCGACACGUCAAGCACCCGUCCUUUUUGGCUACGUACGGACAGACGAAAAGACCGCCAGUGCAGAUAGCGAACUUUAUGGCCGGCUCAUAGUGGAACUGGCACCCGCUAAUGGUGUCUUGUGGAGCGCCCAGGGUGGUGGAUUGGUGAUCGCUCGAUGGCGAUUGUGGGUUGGCGGAGUGUAUGUUACGGAUAGGGACUUCACGUUUGGGGCCCGUGUCGACAACCAAGGCAACGUGGUGAAUCCAAUAAACCGGCGUGAGCUCACUGCAUCUGAGGCCCUCGUACGGCACCAGAGCGAGAACUUCUUCGAGCAAAUGUGCCCGGGUUUCUGGGACGCGAUCACUGUAAAGUCCCCGCCGGGUACGACUUUUGUGGCCACCACCAGAACUGUGACCGAGUCGGGGACUUCUCCUUUGUCCUCCUCUGUCGUUCCGUCAACGACAAGCAAGCCUAUUGAUCUGCCCCAAACGAAUUCGACAAGCUCUGCCUCCCCAUCAUCUACAGAACAUACGGCCCUGGGUCAAACCAACUCCGCCACCAACUCAGCGUCUGAGACAUUGCUCAACCCUCCAGGGCAACCUCCCAGCUUCACCCUGCCAACCCCGACUAAAUUCUCCUCAGAGACCUCGAUCCCCGAGCCAGACAUUGCCAUCGAUGAGCAGCGGUGUUGGAAACCCGAGCUAUUCGACCAUGAGGAUGUCAACGACGUCGUUGUCACCGAACUCGCCGAGAUGUGCAUCCGCGGACAUAUCACUGAUGAUCACAUGUCGAUGGGCCCCACCGAUGAGCCUCGGUGGUGGCACAAUGGAGAUCCGUCGCUGGCUGUCGGUUAUGCGGAAAUUACGUGGGUCAAGGGCUGUGAGGGGCCGGAUCAGAAUCCAAUGUAUCCUGCCGAGGGAUUGAGCUGUCGGAAUAUCCUUGUCGAUAACUGGAAUACAUGUCAGUCUGCGAAUGGGGGUGCUGGUGGGUAUAGGAUUGUUGGGUGUUUGCGGUAUAUGUUCAUGCCGCAGUUGCCCUCUGUGUGGUACCCGGAAUGGGGGUGA